CGCGGGACCUGGGUGCGAGGAGGCAGAUUUGAGGGGACUCAAACUCGGGGGUGUGACUCAAGGACUGCGAUUCUCCGAACCUUCGCUGGCUACCACCGCUGGCCGGGCGGCCGCAGGCGAGCGCUCGGAGCUGGCGGAUGCCAGGACAGGUGCUUGCGAGCAUCGGCAAUUGGUCUGCCAACUGAAAGGCGCCAUUGACAUCUUUUGGCUCAGCGGUAGCGGUACCGGACGACAACAUCACUGCUUUCUUUCGUUGCCAUUCCUGUCGUCGGUUUUGGCCGCUCCUCGGUGACUGGAAUGGACUUGACUGACACCAUUUUCUUCCUCCCCUGACUCUUCCUUGCGGAUCUCCUUUCUUUUUUUGUCACCGGGAGUGCGUUACGCCAUUAGCCCAAGCUAUUCAUUCACAUGUCUGCGCGAGUGGUCGCUUCGCAGAAGAUGACGAACCAAGGUGGAAGGAAGCCCUACUGCUUUCAAGCCAACUUGUAACGAAGAUGCCUAUUUUCCUCGAAAAAGCGCCACAACGGAGCCCGACUUGACACAUUCGGUGCAAAUAGAAAACUAAGGCACGUGGGCGACAAGAACUGCAGGCGUCGGUGACCUCAUCUUGUGUGCGUGUCUGUGCGCUCUGGGAGUACGGAUUAGGAGAAAGACGACUGAGCAAGGACUGCGCGAAGAAAACUAAUCAGCGCCAAGCGAGACAGGUCACACCGUAGAGACUUGCGACGACGAUGGAGAAGUUCUUCAGACAGGAUUUAACGGAUCAGCGUACUAGAAACAGGGAUUAGCUUCCUUUAUUUUUGCGUUUUACUUACCCCGGAGGAAUGAGGGCGCCCUGCUUACACCUGUGCGUCGUCGUUAGGGUUUGUGAGAAACGGUGACAACGCGGUGCUUUUGAGAGUUGUCUACGGUUUUCUUCAUCCUCCCGAAUACGCUAUCAAACGAGAGCCUUCACAACGGCGUGCAGAGGAAAAAAGGACCAAUUCUUCUUUGUUUCAAUGAGGACGCCUUCGCCGUGUGUAUUCAUCGCUUGUUCAGCUUUGGUAGUGUUCCUUCAUGAACAAAUUCUAGCGGCCCAUGUCGGCUACCACGGUGUGCCUCCGACUGUUCGUGUCGGAGGCCUCUUCGACACGGCGCCCUCAGAGGACGACGAGCGGGCUUUCACGUACGCCGUGGAACGCGUCAACCUCAACAACGACGUGCUGCCCAGAACUACGCUGCUUCCCCUACUGGAAACGCUCAAGCCGCGAGACAGCUUCCAUGCAUCGAAAGCCGUGUGCAGUAUGCUCAAGCAAGGCGUGUCCCUGGUGCUCGGGCCUCGCACUCCCUCCGUGGUGUCCGUGUUGGGCUCCACCUGCAGCGCGUUCCACGUGCCCCACGUGCAGACCAGUUGGAGUGCGCCGGUGGCUGAUCCCGCGUCGGGACAGCGCCUGUUCUCGGUCAACGUGUAUCCGCAUCCGGACGUGCUCAGCCGGGCCUACGUCGACCUCGCGCUCAAGACGAGCCGCUGGAAGAGCGUCACCGUCAUCUACGAGGAGAGCGAAAGUUUUGUACGCAUGAAGGACGUGCUCAACACAUCGUUCGCGCUGGGCGCCACCGUCAACCUGAUGCUGUAUCGGCCAGGGGGCGGUGCCGUCAAGACGCUGCUCAAGCGGGUCGACCUCGCCAAGGAGUUCAACAUCGUGCUCGAUGUGCCCACCGAGCGUGUGUACGAGUUCCUCGAAGCGGCAUCUGAAAUCGGAAUGAUGACCGAAUAUUACAACUACAUCAUCACUUCCCUGGACACGCACACGCUGGACAUGACGCGUUUCCAGGGGGCGCUGGCCAACGUGUCGGCACUGCGGCUCGUUGACCUGGACAAGGAGGAGACGAGGAAGCUGCUUCACGACUGGACCAACUCGGAGCUGCGCUUCGGACGCCAUGCGGUGGAAAUGACUGCGCUUAGGACAGAGCUGGCUCUGCUGUUCGACGCGGUGUCCCUAUUUGCCCGAGCACUCCACGACAUGGAACACGUGGAGAACUUCGAAUUAAAGUCAUUCUCCUGCGAGGCGCCUUCCAAUUGGACCAACGGGGAGGCUCUGCUACAGCGUAUAAAAACGGUCCACGUAAAGGGGCUCACUGGCUACGUACGUCUUGAUGAAGAUGGAUUGAGAACCGACUUUGCCCUGAACGUCAUUGAGCUCAAAUCAACGGGCUUCGAAAAGGUUGGCACGUGGACACGUCGCACGGGCAUACGCUUCUCACGGGGAUAUGUGCAGCAAAAGCAGGAAGAGCUCACUGACGUCAUCCAAAACCGAACGUUCCGUGUCUCCACCAUUGUGAACCCGCCGUACACCAUGCUCAAGAAGGACGCCCAUCUUCGCACGGGCAAUGAUCGCUUCGAGGGCUUCGCGGUGGACCUGAUGGAUGCGCUGGCGCAAAAGAUCGGCUUCCAGUACGAGAUGCACCUCGUCAAGGACAAGGCCUACGGCAGCAACGCCUCGGGAGAGUGGAACGGAAUGAUACGUGAGCUAAUUGACAGAGAGGCAGACAUGGCCAUCGUGGACCUAACCAUCACGUACCUACGAGCACAAGUGGUCGACUUCACGAUGCCCUUCAUGAAAACCGGCAUCAGUAUCCUGUUUCGAAAGCCGCUUUUGGACAACCCGCCUCUGUUCUCCUUCCUGCUUCCUUUCUCCGUCGACGUGUGGCUGUACAUGCUGACUGCCUACUUAGCUCUCAGCUUGUGGUACGGGCUGCUCGGACGGUUCAGUCCCUUUGAGAAUCGUUUCGCUCUAGUUCGUACCGCCUCCGGUAUCGAUACCCCUCAGUGGGACCCUGAGGAAAUGGAAAAGGAGCUGGACUUCACAAACCGGUUCUGGUUCGCCAUCGGUUCCCUCAUGCAACAGGGCUCGGACCUGAACCCCAGCGCAGUGUCGACCCGCAUCAUCGCCAGCAUCUGGUGGUUCUUCACGCUCAUCAUGAUCUCUUCGUACACCGCCAAUCUGGCCGCAUUUCUGACUGCACAGCGAAUGACGUCACCCAUCGAAAAUGCCCACGACCUAGCCAAGCAGACGAGCAUCGACUAUGGCUGUCUCUUGUCCGGAUCAACCAAAGCAUUCUUUCAGGACUCGGACUCGUCGCUCAUUAAGCGCAUGUGGGCCGUCAUGGAGUCUGCUCAACCCAGCGUGUUCGCCGAGACGAACGAGAAGGGCGUAGAACGAGUGCUUCGCGGCGGCUACGCCUACCUGAUGGAAUCCACUACCAUCGAGUACAUGGUGCAGAAAAACUGCCAGCUCAUGCAGAUAGGCGGACAGCUGGACUCCAAAGGAUACGGCAUAGCCACUCCCCCUGACGCCAAGAUCCGCAGCGCUUUGUCUGCGGCCAUUGUGGAGUUCCACGAAGGGGACCUGCUGUUCAAACUCAAGGAGAAAUGGUGGAAGACACGGAACCCACCGGAUCCGACCGCUCUGACCAAAUGCCACUUGUACUCUAACGCUUCCUCCUCAUCGUCAAGCAGCAGUGAGAUGGGCCUCGCCUCCGUCGGUGGCGUCUUCAUCGUCCUGAUCGUCGGCUGCCUCGCGGGGGCUAUACUCUGCUUGGGAGAGUUUAUAUGGGAGCUUCAGAAGACUCCCUACGGAGAAAGGGAGUCGAUCCCGAUGGAAAUGUUCCACGCGUGCAAGUUGGUCGUAACUUGCCGCGGACGCAAGUUCAGCCCGACGUCGCGUUCCAUGGAAGGUUCGCUGGACGGAGAGGCUACUCUUCGCUCUGUUGCUCAGUCUUCGACAAGAAGCGGGGGCAUGGCUGUGGGAUAGAUUUUAAAACUUGCCCGCAUUGUUCUUACACUCUUAUCCAGGUUCUGCAAAAAGUCUUAGCUGUAGCCAGGAAACGUGGCAUUUUGGUAAAGUUUUGGAAACUACAGUUUUCUACACAUUUCCAAAAGCACAGUGCCCCAGUGGUAGAGUACAGUACAGGAAACUGUUCAGCUUCCGGAAGUACAGUUUCCAAAACCUUUUGGGCAUUGUACACUACCUUUUAGAACAGCAGUUUCCUGUACUGUACUGUACCUUUCGGGCAUUGUGCUGUACCUUUAUGAACAGUACAGUUUUCUGUAUUGCACUGUACUUUUCCGAGACUGUGCUGUACCUUCUGGAACAGUACAGUCUUCGAAGCUGUAUAGCUAUGUAUACUGUACUGCGCCUUUCCGGACAGUACAGUUUUGGAAACUGGCCAGAUUUCUUACUGUACUGUACUCUUAGAACAGUGCAGUUUUGGAAAUGUACCGAAAGACCAAACUUGGUCUUUUGGUACAGUUUUCUGGUUUUAGCUUGCACAUUAUGCAGGACCUGGUUUAGAGUGUACCGCUAGCCUUUCGGGCCAGGGUACACCAAACUGUGGCACUUUCUUUCGAUUAGAGGAUGUUUCUGCUAUAUUUCAUCCAU
Molecule: messenger RNA, 4421 nt
Organism: Rhipicephalus sanguineus (brown dog tick)
Lineage: Eukaryota; Metazoa; Arthropoda; Arachnida; Ixodida; Ixodidae
Product: glutamate receptor ionotropic, kainate 2
Exons: 15
Coding region: 999-3794 (931 amino acids)
Biological process (GO): modulation of chemical synaptic transmission; monoatomic ion transport; synaptic transmission, glutamatergic
Cellular component (GO): plasma membrane; postsynaptic membrane
Molecular function (GO): glutamate-gated receptor activity; transmitter-gated monoatomic ion channel activity involved in regulation of postsynaptic membrane potential
Source: RefSeq, a predicted model, not a curated record